Messenger RNA from Nicotiana tabacum (common tobacco), 656 nucleotides. RefSeq names its product histone H3.2. Gene Ontology annotation, cellular component: nucleosome. Gene Ontology annotation, molecular function: DNA binding; protein heterodimerization activity; structural constituent of chromatin. The record is from RefSeq and is a predicted model, not a curated record. Lineage: Eukaryota; Viridiplantae; Streptophyta; Magnoliopsida; Solanales; Solanaceae.
AUCUUCAUCUCUACCUCACACAAAAUCACCAUUUUCACAUCAUUCUCAGCUUUUCCCACUCUUACAAAAAAUCCUUAAAAAAUGGCAAGAACCAAACAAACAGCACGUAAAUCCACUGGAGGAAAGGCACCAAGGAAGCAACUAGCAACAAAAGCUGCCAGAAAAUCAGCUCCGGCAACCGGAGGAGUGAAGAAGCCCCACCGUUUCCGUCCAGGUACGGUGGCGCUUCGAGAGAUCCGUAAGUAUCAGAAGAGCACUGAACUUCUGAUCCGAAAACUCCCAUUUCAGAGACUGGUAAGAGAAAUAGCACAAGAUUUUAAGACUGAUUUGAGGUUCCAGAGCAGUGCUGUGGCGGCGCUUCAGGAAGCGGCGGAGGCGUACUUGGUGGGUUUAUUUGAGGAUACAAACUUGUGUGCUAUCCAUGCAAAGAGGGUUACUAUUAUGCCUAAGGAUAUUCAGUUGGCUAGGCGGAUUAGGGGUGAAAGGGCUUAGUCGCUGUUUUCUUUGGGAUUUUGGUUCGUGUUUUAAAGUCUCUCUUAUGGUGGAGUUAAUGUGUAUUUUAGACUUGGGAUCUGGGGUUUUAAGUUUUUUCCUUUUGUUUUAAUGUAACGAAAGAUCUGGAAAUGAAAAUCAAUGUUCGUAAACUUUGGUCCAUA